Messenger RNA from Choloepus didactylus (southern two-toed sloth), 6830 nucleotides. It is a transcript of the gene PIK3R1, whose product is annotated as phosphoinositide-3-kinase regulatory subunit 1. The record is from RefSeq and is a predicted model, not a curated record. The coding region runs from base 829 to 3003 and encodes 724 amino acids. The transcript has 19 exons. Gene Ontology annotation, molecular function: protein binding; 1-phosphatidylinositol-3-kinase regulator activity. Gene Ontology annotation, biological process: phosphatidylinositol phosphate biosynthetic process; insulin receptor signaling pathway. Gene Ontology annotation, cellular component: phosphatidylinositol 3-kinase complex. Lineage: Eukaryota; Metazoa; Chordata; Mammalia; Pilosa; Megalonychidae.
AUAUCAGUGCACCGGCAUCUGAGGGCCCCUCUCUGCCCAUGCUGGCAGCCCUGUCCGGACCCCCAAGACUCUGCAGCCCCAGCAGCAGGGGAGGCUCUGGGAAACCUGGGCAGCCUAACUGAGACACCACAGGCUGGGAAUGUUCGCUGCCUGACAGUGACUGUGGCCUUUUAAGGUCAUCCCAUUUAUAAAGUCCUGAAUUGAUGACACCAUAUGUAUCAAGUCAAAGGGAAACUUGGAUACAGAAGAGUGAAGUGUAGGGGGAAGAAGCAUCAGUGUUCUCCUCUUUCCAUCCUCCCAUUUUGAAAUCUGCUACUGGGAAAGGAUCUGAUUGCAUCCUCCUCUGACCUAUAUAGCAAUUCUUAAAGUAAUUCAGGACUAUAAUUACAACUUUGCAAAUGGAGAAACCAAAAUGAAGAGGCAACAUUAGCUGCUCUCCCAGGUGAAGCUCAUGUGUGGAGUGCAACAGUGAAAUCAGACGACAGAUGGACAGUGUGACAAGAGCAUCGGAAAGGAUUGGGCCUCGCUGUGAGAGUCAGCCUGGAGGCCAAGUGUUGACAAGUUGCUGAAAAGGAAGCCAGUGGGAGGACUGUGGCACACAGAGGAAGUGGAGGCCUAUCUUCAGUCACACCAUUGAUGGAGGACAGAUGGACAGCCGGAUGGCCAGUCACCUCUUCUCUUAAAGCUUUGGAGAGUUGUCCUUUGUCCUCUGCUGGACACAUCUUAGGAAUUUUAAUACCCUCUCUGAAUUCGCUUUCCAUAGAAACGUGAAGUUAGACUGCAGCAUAUAGCCAGACUCAUCUGUUGCAUGGUAACAGAGCUGCAAACAUGAGUGCCGAGGGGUACCAGUACAGAGCGCUGUACGAUUAUAAAAAGGAAAGAGAAGAAGAUAUUGACUUGCAUUUGGGUGACAUAUUGACUGUGAAUAAAGGGUCCUUAGUAGCCCUUGGAUUCAGUGACGGACAGGAAGCCAGGCCCGAAGAAAUUGGCUGGUUAAAUGGCUUUAAUGAAACCACAGGAGAGAGGGGGGACUUUCCAGGAACUUAUGUAGAAUAUAUUGGAAGGAAAAAAAUCUCGCCUCCCACACCAAAGCCCCGGCCACCUCGACCCCUUCCUGUUGCACCAGGUUCUUCAAAAACUGAAGCAGACAGUGAGCAGCAAGCUUCAACUCUUCCGGACCUUGCAGAACAGUUUGCCCCUCCUGAUGUUGCCCCACCUCUUCUUAUCAAGCUAGUGGAAGCCAUUGAAAAGAGAGGUCUGGAAUGUUCAACUCUAUACAGAAUACAGAGCUCCAGCAGCCCAGCAGAGUUACGACAGCUUCUUGAUUGUGAUGCCACCUCCACGGACCUGGAAAUGAUUGAUGUGCAAGUUUUAGCAGAUGCUUUCAAACGCUAUCUCCUGGACCUACCAAAUCCUGUCAUUCCUGUAGCCGUUUAUAAUGAAAUGAUUUCUUUAGCCCAAGAAGUACAGAGCCCCGAAGAAUAUAUCCAGCUGCUGAAGAAGCUCAUUAGGUCGCCUAACAUACCUCAUCAGUAUUGGCUUACGCUUCAGUAUUUGCUAAAACAUUUCUUCAAGCUCUCUCAAACUUCCAGCAAAAAUCUCUUGAAUGCAAGAGUGCUUUCUGAAAUUUUCAGCCCUAUGCUUUUCAGGUUCCCAGCAGCCAGCUCUGAUAAUACUGAACACCUCAUAAAAGUUAUAGAAAUUUUAAUCUCAACUGAAUGGAAUGAACGACAGCCUGCUCCAGCACUGCCUCCUAAACCACCAAAACCCACUACUGUAGCCAACAACGGUAUGAAUAACAAUAUGUCCUUGCAAGAUGCUGAGUGGUACUGGGGAGAUAUCUCGAGGGAAGAAGUGAAUGAAAAACUUCGAGAUACAGCAGAUGGGACCUUUUUGGUACGAGAUGCUUCUACUAAGAUGCAUGGUGAUUAUACUCUUACACUAAGGAAAGGAGGGAAUAACAAAUUAAUCAAAAUAUUUCACCGAGAUGGGAAAUACGGUUUCUCUGACCCAUUAACUUUCAACUCUGUGGUUGAGCUAAUAAACCACUACCGGAAUGAAUCUCUAGCUCAGUAUAAUCCCAAGCUGGAUGUGAAAUUACUUUAUCCAGUGUCCAAAUACCAACAGGAUCAGGUUGUCAAAGAAGAUAAUAUUGAAGCUGUAGGAAAAAAGUUACAUGAAUAUAACACUCAAUUUCAAGAAAAAAGUCGAGAAUAUGAUAGAUUAUAUGAAGAUUAUACUCGUACUUCCCAGGAAAUCCAGAUGAAAAGAACAGCUAUUGAAGCAUUUAAUGAAACCAUAAAAAUAUUUGAAGAACAGUGCCAAACCCAGGAGCGGUACAGCAAAGAAUACAUAGAAAAGUUUAAACGUGAAGGCAAUGAGAAAGAAAUACAGAGGAUUAUGCAUAAUUAUGAAAAGUUAAAGUCUCGAAUCAGUGAAAUUGUUGACAGUAGAAGGAGAUUGGAGGAAGACUUGAAGAAGCAAGCAGCCGAGUAUCGGGAGAUUGACAAACGUAUGAACAGCAUUAAACCAGACCUCAUUCAACUGAGAAAGACGAGAGACCAAUACUUGAUGUGGUUGACUCAAAAAGGUGUUCGGCAAAAGAAAUUGAACGAGUGGUUGGGAAAUGAAAACACUGAAGACCAAUAUUCGCUGGUGGAAGAUGACGAGGACUUGCCCCAUCAUGAUGAGAAGACAUGGAAUGUCGGAAGCAGCAACCGAAACAAAGCCGAAAACCUCUUGCGGGGGAAGCGAGAUGGCACUUUUCUUGUCCGGGAGAGCAGCAAGCAGGGCUGCUACGCCUGCUCUGUAGUGGUGGAUGGCGAAGUGAAGCACUGUGUCAUAAACAAAACAGCGACUGGGUAUGGCUUCGCUGAGCCGUAUAACUUGUACAGCUCCCUGAAAGAACUGGUGCUACAUUACCAACACACGUCUCUCGUGCAGCACAACGACUCCCUCAACGUCACACUAGCCUACCCAGUAAAUGCACAGCAGAGACGAUGAAGCGCUUACUCUCGGAUCUUUUUCCUGAAGUUCAACCACCCUGAGGCCUCUGGAAAGCCAAGGGCUCCUCUCCAGCCUGACCUGUGAAUUGAGCUGCGGAAUCAAAGCCGUCUGUCUUCAGAUAGGAUUCGCGCUUUCUUUGACAAAAAAGAAGUAGAGGAAGACCCGCAGCCUAGAGCUGUGACAUACAUUUCUAAUCCGGAGUGGUUAUCCUUCCUUUCUUUCCUGUUGUUUUUUUUUCUUGUUGUUGUUGUUUCUGGGUUUUUUAUUUGUUCUUUUUUUUUUUUAAUUUAAAGCCACAACAAUACACAACACAAAGAGAAAAAGAAAUGCAAAAAUCUCUGCGUGCAGGGACAAAGAGGCCUUUAACCAUGGUGCUUGUUAAUGCUUUCUGAAGCUUUACCAGCUCAAAAGUUGGGACUUUGUAGACCGAAGGGUAGAUGGGGCUGAAAGGCCCCAGCCUGGAAAUGCUCAGGCCAGUCUGGUUUAGCCUGGGCGUUGCUGUGAACGGUUGGCCCAGACACAUCGCACUGUGGAUUAUUUCAUUUUCUGACAUGAACGAUAUGUAGCAGAAAGGCACUUCCACUUCCAGGAGACACUUUGGGAGAACGUCAGUUCAUGUACAUUCAGAGGAAAUUCUGUCGUAGCCAAGUGCCAGAAAAGCAUCUGUUUAAACUUUUCAGAAGGAAAAAACAGAAAACACCAACAGAAAAAUUGAGCUCGGAAAACAGGACUUCAAAAUGACAUUCAGUAUAUAAAAUAUGUACAUAAUAUUGGAUGACUAACUAUCAAAUACAUGGAUUUGUAUCAAUACCAAAUAGCUUCUGUUUUGUUUUGCUGAAGGCUAAAUUCACAGCGCUAUGCAAUUCUUAAUUUUCAUUAAGUUGUUAUCUCAGUUUUAAAUGUACCUUCAGAAUAAGCUUCCCCUACCCCAGUUUUUGUUGCUUGAAAAUAUUGUCCCUGAUUUUUGUUAAUAUUCAUUUUGUUAUUCCUUUCUCUUUUUUUAAAAAAAGAAGAAAUGUACAGGAUGCCAGUAAAAAAAUGGCUUCAGAAUUAAAACUAUGAAAUAUUUUACAGUUUUUCUUGUACAGAAUACUUGGCUGUUAGCCCAAGGUUAAAAAGUUCAUAACAGAUUUUUGGACUAAAUGUUUUGUUGGGCAGUGCCUGAUAAGCUUCAAAGCUGCUUUAUUCAAUAAAAAGAAAAAGAUAUAUGAAUAUGACAAAGUAUCGCUGAGUCCAACGAUAUUGUUUCAAGACUCUUAAAAUACGGUACCUGGCAAUGUUUGUUUCAUAAAGAAUUGUGAACUUCUUGAAUCUAGAGAAGGGGGAUAUAACAAAGGGGUGUGAAAGGUGGGGCAGGGGAGGGUGGCAAGUGUAUAUGCACUUUCUCUUGAUUCUGGACAAGUAGUGACUAACUGCCAAGUGAAGUUGCUUAUACUUCUGUUUUUUUUCCCACUUUGAUUGUUAGUUAUCGAUGAGUGACAAUUCCAAACCUACUGUAACUCUCUUAACUGCAGCUGGUCAGAUAUUUCAGCUCUUAGGAAAGGUUCUUCAAGCAGUUCCUGGAGCAGGGCUCAUAGUCGCUUAGAACACUGGCUCAAGGGCGUCACUGCAGUUAGGAAAUGCCUCUGUCCCUUUUCAACAUUGGACUGUCCAUUACAAGCCAAAGAUACUCAUUUCAGAAAAGGCAUGAUCUGAAAAAAAUAUUUCCAAUCGGAUGUUUUUUCCUAGUUUUCCAGUCAGUUUAGAACAUAAAGCAAAUAGAUAACGAUCAUCACUGUCACUGCACUUGGCUGCGUGGAGCUCAUUAAAGUCACAGCCAUAUCAGGCAUCCACAUGGCGGUCCUCAUCCACCCCAAUAAUUGUGUGUGGUAUACUUCACUAUGGGAAAAACGAAGGGAUUGUUAGUCGUCUUCACAAUUGGGGGAGAGUGAGAGGUCUCUCUUCCUGAUUUCCAUGUGCAAAAGCCGUUAUGUUCAGGAGGAGUUUGUACAUGUGUUGGGAGGAAUAAAGGCUAAUUUUAAUCAUGGUCACACCCUGGUAUAUUGAAAUGGAAUCUUACAAUUUCUGUUUUCCUUUCUCAAUAGUGGGCUGAUUCAUCCGCAACUUUCUCUUCCCUUCAAAUGCGGGGGUGAGGAUUUUUUUGUUUUGUUGUUUUAAGGUUGUUCCUUUUGAAAGAAUCAAUCUAGCAGCUGACUUAGUCAUCUGUAGAAUGUAUUUUUUCCUCUCUAUAUGAAGCUACUCAUACUCAAGAGCCAAACUGAGUCUUACAAGCCAGACUGUCAGCUCUUCAUCUUGACUGAACUGAUCUGACCAUCUCCCUCUCAUCUCCAGACAAUUAAUGAUUUCCCUGGCUUUAUUCUGUUAGUGUCUUUGCCUUACAGCUUCUGGUGGUAGUGUCCUUCCAGAUCACACAGAAGUUUAACAAUUCAUUAGUUAACAGUAGUUAUAAACUAGUUUUGUUUUGUUUUUGGUAGUGUUAAAUACAAAUAAUUUUUAUUUUAUUUCUAAAAUAUAAGAUUUGAGAUCAAAUGUCAUUAUAACUGCAGUUUUGUUAGUGUUUUUACUUAAACACUUCACAAGAUGACAUGGUAUUUAAGCAUUUGCCUCAUGUUUGCAUCUCACAAGCAUUAAUGAAAUAGUUAUUGAACAGCAGGGCGGGAUUCAUCGUUCCAUAUCACAGUGAGUUAAACCAUACCUAUGACAUUAGGUCUCUGCCAAAUGCCUUUUAUAUUACAGUAUAGUGUGCCCACCACAUUUGUCAUCCUAGAUGUUUGCCAGCAGGGCUCUUUGGAUUCAGUCAGACCGACAUCUUUCAACAGCAUUGUCUGAGUAGCUCAUGACUAUCAAUGGACGUGGCAGAGGCACUCCUGAUACAUGAGUGUAGCUCAUGCAUCAGUUUUCCGUGCCCAGUGUACUGUCCUAAAAUUAAAAGUGAGAUGCUAAGCUGCAGUGAGGCUGUGACAGGGCUGUAGAAGUGGGACCAUUGGGACCUCAUAUUCAUGACACAAGAGGGAGAGAUCAUAACCAUGUGAAAAGGCAAAAUGCAUUUGUACGCAACAUCUUGACAACUUCACAGCCCUUGAUAUAUGUAUAUAUGUAUAUGUGCAUGGACUGUGUUUUCAGUACACCUUGCAGCCAAAACAGAUCCAGUCGUUGAGUUCAAGUACAUAACAAGCAAGUGUCUAGUACAAUUCUUGUGUAUGUGUAUGAGUUGUCUUUUUUCCUUUGAGGUUGCUUCAUUUUGUCUUAUAAAGGUGAAAAUUGUUUGCAGGUGAAGUGAGAAGUUCAUAAUUCUUUGGCUUUUUUCUGUUUUAAAAAGUUACUUUGGGGGGGCUGGUCUGGAUGACUCGCUUAACUGGGAAAUCCUUGUCUUCAGCGUGUCGAGUCAGAAUGUGUUUAUGUGAGCUGUCACUGUGGGGAACCAAUUGCUUUGUCAUAUAGCUGGUUAUGAACUAGUAACGUGUUUGGGAAGUCCUACUGAUGUUCCUUAUUGGGAGAAAAAUUCUGCUGGUUUAACAACUGUGCUUUUGCUAUGCAUGGUAUCCAAGUCAGUUGGAAAGCAGACCCUAAGAGUUGUUUGAGUUCAGGGUCAUUUAAGAAAGGGGCAGUUUAAAGCACAAUGCCUCACAUGGGACAAAAGUUUCAAAAAGCCAAAUUCUUAUUUGCUAAAAGUCUAGCUAUAUAAAAUACUAGUAUUAUGGGCGGGGUGGGAACAGAAUUGGGUUAAUUGGAAAGACUAUCCAACUUAACAUUAAACUUGUCACCAUGAGAUAGCAUUAGCUGCCCAGGAUGCUGCUAUUAAAAAAAAAAAAAAAAAAAAAAAA